This is a messenger RNA of Stylophora pistillata, 2632 nucleotides long. RefSeq names its product piggyBac transposable element-derived protein 4. The record is from RefSeq and is a predicted model, not a curated record. Lineage: Eukaryota; Metazoa; Cnidaria; Anthozoa; Scleractinia; Pocilloporidae.
GAAAAGCAUUUUGCCACCCAUAUACCUGAUUGGUUAGUCGAAAUUCACCUUGAGGAAAAGUGGCGUGACACGAAAGGGCAUUUUCAAAAUGGCGUCUUCAAGCAAGCGACCGCGUGUGUGUUUCACGGCUGAAGAAGUAGCUGAAAUUUGUGCUCGAGGCGAUAGUGACCCUGAAAGUGAUAUUGAUAGUCAGACUGGGGGAAUUUCCAGCGGAGAAGAGUACGAAUUAAACCAAGAAAUCGAAGGAAACAGUGAUUCAGAGGAAGAGUUGAGCAUCUCGGAUUCAACUGACAAUGUUGAAAUUUCUGGGAAUGACUUCAAUGAUCAGUCUGAAGAUGAGGUAACUAAUCCUGAUCCUCCUCCAGAGCAACCAGCAAGACCAAGAGGAAGAGCAAGAGGUAGGGGACAACGCCGACAGAGGCCAGGAAGAGGUAGGGGUAGGGGUAGGGGUAGGGGUAGAGGUAGGGGUGCCCUCCCACCGCCCCCUCCUGGAGGAGCUGCAGCUGCUCCUAGGGAAAAAAGUUAUGAUGAUCCUGAUACACCAAACCAGAUCCCGCCUUUUAACCCCAGACGGCAACCUGGAUUGCAUCUGAAUUUGCCAGUUCUAAGAGGUGCAAUGACCAGGGCUGUUGAUUUUUUCAAGCUUUUCUUCACAGCAGAGCUUGUUAGAAACAUCAGCACCCAUACAAAUAGCUAUGCGUGGGGGGCUAUUGGUAACAAAUCCUACUAUGGUGACAAGGAUGGUGCCUGGAUUGAAACUUCUCCUCAAGAAAUAGAAAAAUUGAUUGCCCUUAUUUUGUAUUGUGGCCUGGUAACUGUUAGUUCAUUCCAUCGGUAUUGGAGCACAAAGACUUUGUACCAUGGGUUGUGGGCACGAAGUAUAAUGUCACGAGACCGAUUCAAGGCUCUGAUGGCAAUGCUCCAUAUUGUUGACCCCGAUGAUGAAGAUGAGGAAGACAAACUAAGAAAGGUUAGUAGCUUCUUGGAAUUUUUCAAGGAUAAAUGUAAAGCUUUGUACCAACCCUUUCAACGUGUUGCUGUUGACGAGAGAAUGGUGAAAUCAAAACAUCGGUCUGGAAUUCGUCAGUACAUAAAAAAUAAACCAACGAAGUGGGGAAUAAAGCUGUGGGUGUUGGCAGAUAGUUUGAAUCGUUACACCUGUGACUUUGAUGUGUACAUUGGGAGACAUGCAGGACAUGAGGUAAGCGAAAAUGGGUUAGGAUAUGAUGUGGUUAUGAGACUUGUCACCCCUUUGAUGAACCAGGGAUAUCAUUUAUACUUUGACAACUUUUAUACAUCUGUAAAGCUUGUAAAAGAUUUGUUUCGAGUUUUGAUUCCAGCCACAGGUACAGCUGCUGAAAACAGAAGGGGCUUUCCUGAGUCAAUGAAAAAAGGACAGGAAUGGGCACGACGUAAAGACAGGGGAAGCAUGAGAUGGGUGAGAGAUGGAGUUUGCCUGGCUCAACAAUGGAAGGACAACCGACCAGUAACAAUUCUGACUUCAAUUGCAAAUGCAAAUGAUUUUGUAAUGGUUUCUAGAAAAGAAAAAGUAGGCAAUGUUUGGAGAGAACUUGAUGUAAAGCAGCCUAAGGCAAUUGACCAGUAUAAUAACUACAUGAAUGCAGUAGAUCGGUCUGAUCAAAUUCUUGCAAAGAACUGUGCUCUAAGAAAGUGUAUGAGGUGGUGGAAGACAUUAUUUUUCCACAUGAUUGACAUAGCUAUUGUCAACAGUUUUAUCUUGUUUCAACUUCAUCGAGCAGAACACCCUGAUGAAGAAGCACUCAAGCGCCCUAAAAAAUUCGCAAUUGCUGAGUAUCGUGAGGAACUUGUGAGACAGCUAGCAGGCUUGGAAGAAUAUGGUCCUCCUCCAGUGUUCAAACCCCCAAAAAGGGAUCCUGGAGAGUAUGAAACAGCUCACAUUAUAAAGUUUUCUGACAAAAAGAGAAACUGCAAAGUUUGCUAUGCAGCUACAAAGAAGGAGCUGAAAGUCAAGUCUUACUGUGAUGCACCUCAAUGCCAAGUUUUUCUGCACUGCUUACCAGAUAAAAACUGCUUUGAAAUAUGGCACAGCAGGAACUAUCAUCUCAAUCAUUGACUUUAUUAUGACAUUUCUGUUUGAUUUAACUGUAUUUUCGUUAGGUUAAGGCCCCUUGUGACCCCAAAGGUAGCGUCAUAGCACUGGUUGGGGUUACACGAUCCCCGUUUUCCACCAGGUGGUUUUUAGGGGUUUGCGUGUCCGGCUGUGAUGCAUGCAGAUUUAUUAUUUUGUUAAUGGCUGUCAUUUUUGCAUGGAAAUCAUUUUGAAUGAGUGAUUUUUAAUUUUUGUUUAAUUUGAAUGCUCAAUAUGCACUUGUAUAAGUCACAUGCUUAUGUAUAUAGUUAACCCAAAAAAGGCCUCAAGAGGGCACCCGAAAGAUGUAACCAUAACUUUUUAAAUUCUUAUUCAAUUUCAAUCAAAUUUUCAGGAAAGAUGCAUUAUAUAAUAGGGAAAAACUUUUCUUUUAACAGUUUUUAAUGUGAUAUAAAGGAAGAAAGUUAUUGAGUAUUUACUCCAAAAAUUUGUGUUGCGUGACAAAAAUAUUUGCAUAAAUUAGCAUAAAUUAAUUAAUUAAAAGUAAUAAUGAACAAUUAA